GUGUGGAGGGGUGUGAGUGUGUGUAGGGGUGUGAGUGUGUGUGUUGGAGGGGUGCUGGGAUAGAGACCUGACCGGAAUACUGAUACCGGUUCUGACACAAUCCACAAGCAGCACCUCCACCACCUCAGCUCCGCGUGCGCAUCAUCAUCACCACCAUCCUCCUCCUCCUCAUCUUCAUCCUCCUCCUCCUCAGCAGAGCAGCAGCUGCUGGGGAACCGGCAGGACCGCAGCAGCGCGUCUCGCGCCGCUUACCCACACAUCUUCCGUCUCGCGCGCUCCGGCGGGCCGCAUCGUCGCGCAUGCGCGGCAGCGUGGCGGCUGAACCCGCGGAGGACUAAGUUUUCGCUCUGAGGUUCUCUCUCUCUCUCCCUUUCUCUUUCUCUCUUUGUGUGAGAGUGUGUGAGUGUCUCAGUGUGUGCGCGCGUGGCGGGAGCGAUGCGGGCGAGCGGAGCCCGGUGGCUGGCGGAGGUCGCGUGCCUGCCGGUGUUGAUGGCUGUGGCGCUCGGCCGCAGCCCGGUGGCGCACAGCGGGAACGAGCCCAGCAACAUGUCGUACGUGAAAGUCACAGUGGACAAACUGCUCAAAGGCUACGACAUCCGGCUCCGGCCAGACUUCGGAGGUCCUCCGGUGGACGUGGGGAUGAGCAUCGACAUCUCCAGCAUCGACAUGGUGUCUGAGGUGAACAUGGACUACACCAUCACCAUGUAUUUCCAGCAGUCGUGGCGUGAUAAGCGUCUGUCCUACACAGGGAUUCCUCUCAAUCUGACGCUGGAUAACCGUGUAGCUGAUCAGCUCUGGGUGCCUGACACUUACUUCAUAAACGACAAAAAAUCCUUCGUUCAUGGAGUCACCGUCAAGAACCGCAUGAUUCGUCUGCAUCCAGAUGGAACCGUGCUCUAUGGCCUCAGGAUAACCACAACAGCAGCCUGCAUGAUGGAUCUGCGCAGAUAUCCUCUGGAUGAACAGAACUGCACCCUGGAGAUCGAAAGCUAUGGCUACACAACAGAUGACAUUGAGUUUUAUUGGCAGGAAGGAAGUUCAGUAACAGGAGUGGACAACAUUGAGCUGCCACAGUUCUCCAUUAUUGACUAUAAAACUCUAUCUAAGAAGGUGGUGUUUGCCACAGGAUCAUACCCUCGCCUGUCUCUGAGUUUUAAACUGAAGAGAAACAUAGGAUAUUUCAUCCUGCAGACCUACAUGCCCUCAAACCUCAUCACCAUCCUUUCCUGGGUUUCUUUCUGGAUCAACUAUGAUGCCUCUGCAGCACGGGUAGCUCUAGGAAUCACCACUGUUCUGACCAUGACCACCAUUAACACUCAUCUGCGAGAGACACUGCCAAAGAUCCCUUAUGUGAAGGCCAUAGAUAUCUACCUGAUGGGCUGCUUUGUGUUUGUGUUUUUGGCCCUGCUGGAGUAUGCGUUUGUCAACUACAUUUUUUUCGGACGAGGUCCACAUCUACAGAAGAAAGUGGCAGAAAAAGCUGCCAAGAGCAACAAUGAGAAGAGCAGGCUAGAGUGCAACAAAGUCCAAGUGGUGGAUGCCCAUGGGAACAUUCCCCUCACGAACCUCGACCUGCGCCUCACUGGGGCUGAAAUGCUGGGUAGUCUCGGAGACCCUCGCAACACCAUGUUCUCCUUCGACAGCGCCAGCAUCCAGUACCGCAAGCCCCUGACAGGUCGAGACCUCUACGGCCGGCCCACCGCUUCCCUCGAGCGGCCGAUCACACACAAGAAGAGCCACUUAAGGAGGCGGGUCGCUCAGCUAAAGGUGAAAAUCCCGGACCUGACGGACGUGAAUGCCAUCGACAAGUGGUCCCGUGUCAUCUUCCCAAUCACAUACACCUUCUUUAACCUGGUGUACUGGCUUUACUACGUCCACUAGACGGCAGCAGUGCACUCAGCUUCUACUCAUCAGGUCUGGCCCGGUUUCUCUCCAGUAGUUUGAUUGUGACUCUGUGUCACAGAGGAGGCAGAAGGUAGUCUUUUUUUCUCUGUAAAUACCUUGGAUUAUAUAGUGAUUAAAUAAAUACAUAUAUAUAUAUAUAUAUAUAUAUAUAUAUAUAUAUAUAUAUAUAUAUAUAUAUAUAUAUAUAAAUUAGGAAAAAUUAAACGAUUUUAAUGAAGCAAUUUAGGUUCAUUUAUUCUGCCUUCUACAAGCUGUUGAACCAUCUAGAUAGUAUAGCUAAUGCUAGUUUUAAAUAGAACACUGAAAUUCAGCACUUUAUAUUGAUGGUCUCUGCUCCAUGUGACAGUGGGUUGCAGAGAGGUAGCAUGUGUGUAAAGGACUUUUCUUUGUAGCAAAAAGAGAAUAAUUCACUUUUUCACACACUGUGCAUGAAUGAAUGCACCAUAGUGAAAAAAAGACCCUAAAGCUCUAAAACUCAGCAGCGUUUUAAAGUGUUUUCAGAACUUUCAGCUUGAGUCAUCUCACAGAGUUAGGUCUUAUGCUAUGUAUAUGUAACCAUACAGUGCCACUAGAAUGUUUGUGAAUCCUUUCAUUUUUUUUUGGAUUUUUGCCUGAAUUUGACCUGAAAUGAGUGUUGGUGUAAAAGAGCCUUUACACUACUAGU
Astyanax mexicanus (Mexican tetra) is the source of this 2569-nucleotide messenger RNA. RefSeq names its product gamma-aminobutyric acid type A receptor subunit beta1 (gene gabrb1). Lineage: Eukaryota; Metazoa; Chordata; Actinopteri; Characiformes; Acestrorhamphidae. The coding region runs from base 436 to 1881 and encodes 481 amino acids. The record is from RefSeq and is a predicted model, not a curated record. Gene Ontology annotation, biological process: regulation of membrane potential; chemical synaptic transmission; monoatomic ion transmembrane transport. Gene Ontology annotation, molecular function: GABA-A receptor activity; extracellular ligand-gated monoatomic ion channel activity; neurotransmitter receptor activity. The transcript has 9 exons. Gene Ontology annotation, cellular component: neuron projection; GABA-A receptor complex; membrane.